Molecule: messenger RNA, 1675 nt
Organism: Leptinotarsa decemlineata (Colorado potato beetle)
Lineage: Eukaryota; Metazoa; Arthropoda; Insecta; Coleoptera; Chrysomelidae
Gene: RfC38
Product: replication factor C subunit RfC38
Biological process (GO): DNA repair; DNA-templated DNA replication
Cellular component (GO): DNA replication factor C complex; nucleus
Molecular function (GO): DNA clamp loader activity; DNA binding
Source: RefSeq, a predicted model, not a curated record
ACUCAUGGGCGUUCCAAAAGUUAAUUUUUAUGCAGUUCUGUCAUUGUCGAAGACAAAAGUAUAAUAUAAUGUAAAGAAUGUACAAUAGUCCAAAUUACUUUUUAUGCUGUUUCAUCAUUGUAGAAGAUACAAUUAUGUAAACAAACUAUUGGAAUACAGACAGAAUUAUACCAGACCUGUAUGUACAACUGAGUAAAGUCCAAAAACCUACCUCACGUAUUGAUGUAACAAUGUAACGAAACCUCAACCAUAAAGCUAGUGGCUGGAUAAAUGUCUUAGGACGCACCCAACUGAAACAUUAACAAAAUAACCUCAAAUAUUGAUGGCGGGAAGGUUUGCUUAUAUUUUUGUAGACUUAUAAUUUGUUGGGUUUCAUCAUCUCAGGAUUUUUGAACACGUUAGUUUUAAAAGAGCACAGAAUGUUGUGGGCAGACAAAUACCGCCCUAAAGAUCUUGCAAACUUGGACUACCACAAGGAUCAAGCUUCAAACUUGAAAAAUCUCACAAAAGAUGGUGAUUUUCCUCAUUUACUCGUGUAUGGCCCUUUGGGAGCAGGCAAGAAAACCAGGAUAAUGUGCUUGCUCAGAGACUUGUACGGUCCGGGAGUUGAAAGGCUGAAAAUGGAGAUGAUGUCUUUUACAACCCCAUCUAACAAAAAACUUGAAAUAAUGACUGUCAGCAGCAACUACCACAUCGAAGUGAACCCUAGUGAUGUAGGCAUUUACGACAGGGUGGUCGUGAUGGACAUUAUCAAAAACGCAGCUCAGAGUCAGCAGUUAAAUUCUAAUGCUCAGCGGGAUUUCAAAGUAAUCAUUUUAACUGAUGUCGAUGAUCUAACGAAAGAUGCCCAACAUGCUCUCCGCAGAACGAUGGAGAAAUAUAUAGCCAACUGUCGCAUCAUACUUUGCGCCACGUCCAUAUCUAGGGUGAUUCCUGCCAUCAGGUCUCGUUGUUUGUGUAUAAGAGUUCCUGCACCAUCUGAAGAGACAAUAAUAAGCAUCUUGCAGAGUACUUGUAAAAAGGAGGAUCUCACUCUUCCGGUUGAACUUGCCAAGAGAAUUGCGAAAUUGUCAAAUCGUAAUCUGAGAAGAGCUUUGUUAAUUUGCGAAGCAUGCAAAGUAGAGCAGUAUCCUUUCACUCAAAAUCAGAACAUUCCCGAACCAGAUUGGCAAGUAUUUAUUAAAAAAACCGCGGGGAGAAUACUGCAAAACCAGAAUAUGGAAACUCUUGCAAAGGUAAGAGAAAAUUUGUAUGAGUUGAUUACCAACGGCAUUCCUUCUGAUAUUAUAUUCAAGACUCUACUCGAGGAAUUAUUAAAAAAUUGUGAUAUGGGAAUCCGAUCGAGAAUUGUGGAACAAGCUGCAAUUCACGAACAUAGGAUGGUUCAAGGGAACAAAGCCAUAUUCCAUUUGGAAUCGUUUGUUGCAAAGUUCAUGUAUAUUUAUCAGGAUAUGAUGCAAGAAAUGAUGGGCGAUUUUUGAAAUGAUUGGUUGUUAAAGUUUUCAAUAGACCAAAAAUGGUACUUGGACUAUUAUUGGUUUUUCAAUUAUACUUAGUGACUCUAAGUUUGUUGGAAAUACGUUAUUUGUUGAUUUGAAGGACCAGGAAUGCUCAACAGCUAGUUAUUUAAUAAAAAUCAUGUAUUUUUUGUUUAAUAAAUGCUUCAGCCAGCAAA